This is a messenger RNA of Ruditapes philippinarum (Manila clam), 1405 nucleotides long. Its product is annotated as sodium-dependent glucose transporter 1-like. The transcript has 2 exons. The record is from RefSeq and is a predicted model, not a curated record. NCBI's taxonomy places the organism in Eukaryota, Metazoa, Mollusca, Bivalvia, Venerida, Veneridae. Bases 70 to 1323 code for a protein of 417 amino acids.
UUUCCAGGCUGUAUAGUCGGAGGUUUUCUCGUGGAUAGAUUUAGUAGUUACAGUCAUUUUACCUUAGCAAUGGCUUUAAACUUAGCAGCGGUUUCUGUUGUAUUAAUACCAUGGGUUCCUAACGUUUAUUAUCUAUGGAUCCUCAGUUUCAUGACUGGAUUUGGUCUUGCUAUACAUAAUUCAGCUGGAACUCGCAUUAAUUUGAACAUUUGGAAAGAGAAAUCAGCCUCGCCGACAAUAUUGAUGCAUCUUGGUUAUGGAAUUGGAUCAUUUCUGACUCCGCUAUAUUCAAAUCCUUUUCUCGGCACUGAAAUUCAGAAGGGCAAUGACAGUUUUUUGACGUCAGGUAAUGACAGCUUUUCAAGGAAUUCAACAAUAGUUCUGCAAGAUUGUGAUGAAAGUGCAUGUCUUCAAAAUUCAAGAAUUGAAUAUGCAUUUGCUAUAUCAGCUAUUUCAACGACUAGCUUAUCUUUCAUAUUUAUCAUAUUUCAAUUAUUUGAAAACAAAGUAAUAAAUCAAUUUAGCAUUGAUCGAAAAAUAAUGACAAGUACUAAAACAAGAGAGAGCAAAUCAUCGGAUCAAACAGAGAGAGAUGGAACUUCUUUAUCUGCAAACCAAACACAAAUUGAUAAAAGCAAUAAGUGUAGCAAAAUGCUUCAAAUGAUAAAUCCGGCAUCAUGCGCAAAAGGACGGUUUUGGUACGGAUCGAGCAUAAUAUUUUUUUCGUGUCUUUAUUUCAUGAACGCUGGAGGUGCACAAAGGUUUUUAUCACAAUUCAUACGAAGUUUUUCUAUCGAUCAACUAAAUUUUUCAAAAACUGACGGAUCUCUUUUGAACACUAGUUUUUGGAUAAGUUUCUCUUGUGGUCGCUUUAUAUUUUUUAUAUUAGCAAGAUUUCUGUCUGUUAGAAUUCUUAUUGUCCUAGAAACAGGUGGCGUGUUGUUGUCAUCUAUUUUAUUGGCGAUAUUUGCUAAUUCAAAUUCAACAGCGCUUUGGGUUCUUAUUCAGCCAAUAGCAUUUUUCAUUGGACCAAUGUGGCCAACAGGUGUGUCAUGGACAGAUUAUCAUAUUGAAUUAACGGGUAUGGGAAUGGCUUCACAAAUGCUCGGAGCUUCUGUUGGGUUUUUAUUCUAUUUAAGCUUAAUAGGCUAUUUGUAUGAUAAUAUUGGUCCACACUCUUUCGUGUAUCAGGCCGCAGGGACUGCUUUAUUUGGAUUUGUUAUCGCCGUAACUUUAGAUAUAAUUGGUUCAAGACAUGGGAGUAGAUUUGAAUCAGAACCUGUGGUUUGUACAGUUUAUAAAGAAGAAAACAAAGAAACUUAAAACAGCAACUGGUGAAACACUGUCUCUGAGCAAUGAACUGCAGUUGUAAUAUUAGAAAUGAUAAAUACACAUAUUAACAUUC